GCCUGAAAUUUAUAUGCAAGGAAAGUCAAACACAAAGGUGAUCAAGCAGAAUAGAUACAUAGCCCAAGCAUCGAUCCCCCAAAUUGUGGUAUACUCUAUAACAUACAAGGUGUGCUCUGUUACUCUGUCCUCAUGGGUUCUACAGAUGGAAUUGUAGUAUUAUCUUACAUGAAGCUGGUGGUUCUGGUGUGGAGCUUAGCAUCAACCACUGCCGUGGUGUCAUCCGCAGCCCCUCCUUCCUCUCCCUCCACCUCCACCCUUGCACACUGCCCCAAAACAUGUGGGGAUGUGAGCAUCAGUUACCCUUUCGGCGUCGGGCCAGGCUGCUUCCGGCGAGGAGGAGGCUUUGAGCUCAUCUGCGACACCGCUACCCAGCCUCCGAAGCUCUUCCUCGGCAACACCACCACCCGGGUAACCGGCCUCUUCCCUUCAGGGACCGUCCUUGCCUCCAUCGUGCAAAUCAUCCCCAUGGUUCCGGGUAUCAGCACCUACAACCUGUCCUGGGACUCUCCAGGGAAGAACCUCAACAUCAUGACCUACAACUACCUGGCUUUCCUCGGCUGCGGCUUCGGGGUCUAUUUGUUCGAUCCAGACACCGGUGGCGUCAUCGGCCAUUGCACCGUCAAGUGCGCCCCCAUGGCCACCAUGCUCUUGGCCACAGAAGGUGGGAUCUGCAACGGCAUGGGCUGCUGCACCGUCACGUUCCCCGUGCCGUUCCGAGGCUUUAGGGUGACCAUCGUCAAGGACGAAGAGACGGUAGUACCGCCGCCGUUUGCUAACAUCACCACCAUCAAGGCCUUCUUGACAUUGUACUCAUAUAAGUUCAGCAUUGCCGACCUGUUGUCCGAUAAGAUAAACGCGAAUACUGUCGGUGCUUCCUCGGCAUACCUCUCGACCGUGAUCACGGAUAAGCCCAAUUGUGCGAAGGCUUUAUUGGAUGAUAAGACGAGUUAUGCCUGCAGCAGUAGCAAUUGUGUGGAUGUGGCAAAUGGAGGAUACUCCUGUUCCUGCUCUGGUACAUCUGAUGAUGGCAAUCCCUACCUUCUUGAUGAUUGCAAACAAGAGUAUAACCCUACCCCAAAAGUGAACUGUUCUAGAUCAUGUGGCAGCACAAACAUUCCUUUCCCGUUUGGGCUUGAAUCAGGUUGUUAUGCUAGAAGGAGAUUUCAAAUGAAUUGCGCGUCCAACCGCCUUCUUAUCGGAAGGCCACCUGUAAAGUACGAAGUGACAAAUAUUUCAUUAGACGAUGGGCUCUUGUAUGUCAACAAGCUUUCGGAAUUCAACGACGCAAACACGAAGUUCCUAUCAGUAUACUAUGGUGCAUCUGGAUAUUUUGGUCAGCAAUUGGUAUAUGGAUUGGAUAAGUCUGAUUUGUCUGAGGAGUAUGGUGUUUGGAGGUGGUCUGCGACCAAUCUUACAUGCAAAAAUGCAAAGAACAAGAGUUCAUAUGCAUGCCGUAGCACAAACAGCGAGUGCCUCGGUGUCACACAUGGGAAGGUCUAUAUUGGUUAUCGUUGCAAGUGCUCUUCUGGCUUUGAAGGAAACCCUUAUGUCCAAAAUGGAUGCACAGAUAUUGAUGAGUGUCAGAUACCCAAUAAAUGCAAUGGGAAGUGCUAUAAUUUGAAAGGAAGCUACCAUUGCUGUCCUCAAGCCAUGUCUUUUGACACAAUAAGAAAUCAGUGCACUAUAAAUAAGCGGCAAAAUCUUCUUUUGGGAGUUGCUACUGGGAUUGGCAGCGGUUUAGGGGUUCUAGCUCUAGCAUUAAUUGCGGUUGUACUAGUGAGAAGAUGGAAGAGAAGCACCCAAAAGAAAAUUCGAAGGGCGUUCUUCAGAAAAAACAAAGGCCUACUCUUGGAGCAGCUGAUCUCAUCCACCAGUGGAGGAAGUGUCACUCAUAGCACAAGGAUAUUCUCCCUGGACGAGCUAGAGAAAGCAACCAACAACUUCGACUCGACGCGAAUCCUCGGGCAUGGAGGGCACGGCACGGUUUACAAGGGGAUCCUAUCCGACCAGCGAGUCGUGGCAAUCAAGAGGUCCAAGAUGGUGGAGCAGAGCGAGAUCGACCAGUUUGUCAAUGAGGUCUCCAUUCUGUCCCAGGUCAUCCAUCGCAACGUCGUGAAACUCUUCGGCUGUUGCCUCGAGUCCGAGGUGCCCCUUCUCGUGUACGAGUUCAUCUCCAAUGGCACGCUCCAUGACCUUCUCCAUGGCGGCGAUCCGUGCGCAAAAUGCUUGCUAACAUGGGACGAUCGUACCAGGAUUGCCCUAGAGGCUGCAGGGGCACUUGCCUACCUCCACUCCUCUGCUGCAAUGCCAAUCUUCCAUAGAGAUGUGAAAUCAACCAACAUACUCUUGGAUGACACAUUUGCCACGAAGGUCUCAGAUUUUGGCGCUUCCAGGUCCAUUUCCAUCGACCAGACUCAUGUGGUCACGAUUGUACAGGGCACGUUCGGGUACUUGGAUCCAGAAUAUUACUAUACCGGACAGUUAACCGAGAAGAGCGACGUAUACAGCUUCGGCGUGAUACUCGUCGAGCUCCUAACACGCAAGAAGCCGAUUUUCCUCGACUCAUUUGGCGACAAGCAGAACCUGUGCCAUUACUUCCUCCGAGGGCUAAGAGAUGACACUGUGAUGGAUAUAAUUGAUGCUCAAAUCGUAGAAGAAGCUGUCCGAAGCGAGAUCGACGAGAUUGUGUCGGUCGCGGAGGCGUGCCUGAGGACUAAAGGGGAGAAGAGACCUAAAAUGAAAGAAGUGGAGUUGAGGCUGCAGAUGCUCAGAGCUAGGAGACCUAGUAGAACAUGCAAAGAGGAGUUGGGAAGGGGCAGCGAGACCAAGCCAUUGUUGCCAACUCCGGCAAAGUCCAAGUCUGCUUCUCUGUCCACGGCAAAGAAUGUGGUUGAGCUUGGCGCUAAUCCGGCUUCUCAGGCUCUCUCCAGGUGCUAUUCCAUGGAGCAGGAUAUGAUAUCUUCAGCAGAAUUUCCUCGUUGAUUUUAGAAUCUGUUGGGAAGAGGAUUCUACGGGUGCUUUAUUUCAUUACUUAGAUUGUAAUAGUUUAGUUUUAACUUCAACAUACCACUUCAGUCCAUGUAACUAGUGAUUAGGUGGUGUUGAUAGGUAGAAGAAUGUGUACACAAGAAGAAAAAAAGAAUUCAGUGUAAAAAUGUGAUUUCAUUUUUGACCCCUCAAAUUUUAGUAGCCAGGAAUCUGUGUAACAAAAAGGUUUACUCAACUUAAUUUGUAGGAUUUGCAUGCGUGGGAUGGGCUCUCCAGGAAUCCACAUAUACAGUCUAAAAGUGUGUGAUGAAUUAUUCUCCACAAAUAGUGUUGUGUGAACCAUUGUAUGUUUCACCUAAAAAAGGCUAAAAUAAGUACUGUAUUCUAUUUGUUAUAAAUGUUUUGAUGUCCUUUUCUGGACAUACAUA
This is a messenger RNA of Brachypodium distachyon (stiff brome), 3419 nucleotides long. RefSeq names its product wall-associated receptor kinase-like 6. Bases 133 to 2985 code for a protein of 950 amino acids. Lineage: Eukaryota; Viridiplantae; Streptophyta; Magnoliopsida; Poales; Poaceae. Gene Ontology annotation, cellular component: plasma membrane. Gene Ontology annotation, biological process: cell surface receptor signaling pathway; protein phosphorylation. The record is from RefSeq and is a predicted model, not a curated record. The transcript is spliced from 4 exons. Gene Ontology annotation, molecular function: protein serine/threonine kinase activity; calcium ion binding; polysaccharide binding.